AUGUACCCGUGGUCCCUGAUUCCCCCUUGCAUAUCCAACCCUGCCAGCAUCAGCACAAAGCACAGCAACACCAGCGACGCAAGCGACAUGACACAGUACACCAUGGACCUCGAUGAUCAGCCGACCUUCCUACACCUCUGCACGCUCGAUGCCCUCCCAAACUCUGCCCCCGACCUCGACCUCUCCUCCCUCCGUGACAUCUCCAAGAGACUCCGGGACAGCCUCAAGCUCCAGCACAGCAGCGAGCUCGUGACGGGCUCGGAGGAGUGGCGGGAGGCCAAGUACGGGUGUCCCCCGAGGAGCAAGCAGCUUGCGGCGCUGAGGCACUCGAUGGAGCUGCUGGCGGAGAGGACGAGACGACGGGUGGUAUCAGCGACGGGGGAGGACCUCGUGCUAUGGCAGGGGUCAGUGUAG
Molecule: messenger RNA, 414 nt
Organism: Guillardia theta CCMP2712
Lineage: Eukaryota; Cryptophyceae; Pyrenomonadales; Geminigeraceae
Exons: 1
Coding region: 1-414 (137 amino acids)
Source: RefSeq, a predicted model, not a curated record